This is a messenger RNA of Triticum aestivum (bread wheat), 1309 nucleotides long. RefSeq lists its product as uncharacterized. The coding region runs from base 212 to 1060 and encodes 282 amino acids. The transcript has 4 exons. Lineage: Eukaryota; Viridiplantae; Streptophyta; Magnoliopsida; Poales; Poaceae. The record is from RefSeq and is a predicted model, not a curated record.
UCUCCGAAUUCCCCAAUUCCAGAGGAGGCGAACCAGCCCUUGAUCGGAUCCCGACUCCGAGUGCUGGGCGGAACAAUGGUAACGCAGUCGGAGCCAGCACCAACCCGUCGUCCUCCACCGCCCUCAACCAUGGAUUUAUUCUCCACCUCCUUCGUCCGCCGCCGAUUUUCUUGAACCCUUCGUCGGCUUGUCCGACGCUUCCGACGGCGUCAUGGAUAGUACGGAAGAUCGACCGUCCUUGGUUGCGCAGGGGAAGGACAAGCAGCCCGUUCCCUACAGUGACGCUCCGUCUCCAGUGCGCGCCGUGCUCAACCGUCCGUGGCCAUCCCCUGUCCUGAUCCCGCCGGAUAGCCCGUCCCGCAAGUACCGCACACCGGUGGCCACUGCCAAGGACAUCGGGGACCCGAUCUCGCCGGAGGAGAUAGCCGCGCUGGAGGACAAGGAGAGCGACGACGCAAAUGCACGGUUCUACAAGGCAAUGGCUCGGACCGAUGUCUUUAUGAGGAAUUACAUCCAUGAACACGGCAGCCUGUACAUGGAUGAGAACGACGGGUGCAUGUUCGACAACUCCGCCCAAGUUGAGGAAAUACGUUGCAAGAGUGUCACAGCAGAAGAAAUGGAAGCCAAGAUAAUCAAGCGAGAGGCAACUAGGCAAGAAACUUAUCUGUCAGAACUGGCCUUAGUGAGUUUCAACAAGAGGAAAAAGGUGAAGUUUGAGUUAUGUGAGACAUUGCUUUCGAAUUCCUUCUGGCAGAACAGAGAUUCCUUUGUGCACCUCAAUUUCAUCGCAAAGCGCAAGGAUAAGAAGACGCUCUUUUUCGCCGAGAUAGAGUACUGUGGAGAGGCCGGCGAAGAGAUCCCGCGAGUACGCUGCUGCGUUCCCCUGGAUUCAUCAUGUGAAGGUGGUUAUCAUUACUACUGUGUUGAUCCUCCUGGACAUGGCUAUAGGAAAAGUCUUGACUUCACGAGGUGCUAUGCCUGCACCGAGUUCUUGAAACAUCCGGCCAAUGGCUCGACGUACACAGGAGGCCAUGAUCAUCGGAAGAGGAUGUAUCUAUAGUUUAGAAUGUGUUUCAUUUAUAGUAAAGAAAAAAUGUGUUUCGUUUAUCAGCGGUGGCCUCCUCAUGGAGGGCACGAGAGAAUGAUCCUCACAGAAGAGGCACAAACAGCGUCCAGCUUUAAACUAAAGCCAACCAAUAGGCCACAAAAAUCAUACAAAGUUCAAAAUUACAAGCAAAAUAAAAAGAAAAACAAGUAGCUGAAAUAAAAUAAGGCUGCGGUACAGCAAAAGUCCUCUUCUUAGCUCGAG